AUGAAUUCAAGAGAAGACACAAUAGAGGAGUCUUUUAGAAAUUCAAAAUCAGCUCCACUAUUUACCCACGAUGAUGAUGAGGAGGAUUUUAAAGCAAGCUCAGAUAUAAUUCAGCAGCACAGAGCCAACAUUGCAAGAUUCGCUCAGUAGCUAGGUCUAAAUUUGAAUGAUGAAUCUAAAUCUGAAAUAGUUCAGCAUAAGGAUGAAGUCGCAGAUGAUGAUGUUGAAAUCUCUUUCAAUAAAACUGACACUUCGAAGCGAAAAAUACAGGAAUUAGAGUAAUAAAUGAAUUUGAUAGAAGAUUUUGAUUCCUCAAAAUACAAGCAAAAGCUUCAAGCUAUUAGCAAGACAAGACUGAGAAUUCCCAAAAAAGUGAAAAUUUAUAGAGUAAUAUCUAGAUUGAGCUCAUAAAGUGAAAGUAUUAAUAAGAUCUACAAAAGAAUAAUAAUGACGACUAGGAUUGGAGAAGAAAGCUUGAUUAAAUUAAAAAGAGGUCUGACAAGAAAUAAUAAAUAUGCAGCAGAUACAGGCGAAUCAAAUCAGGAUUUCAACUUCAAGAGUAUUCUCAUGAAAUACUCUGAUCAUAGAAACUUAAACUUGCUAAAUGAUCUAUCAUCUGAUAACAUGACUUCAUUUAGAUCAGAUCUAGAACCAAUUGAUGCUCAUUCACCCAAAUUGCAAAGUUUAAAAAGAGGCAAUAAAUUGAUGAGAGAAAACGAAUCUUAAGAUGAAGAUGAGACUUUGGCUAGAAUAAGACAGAAAUAUCUUGGAGCAAAUAGCCCAGAAUAAUAAAAAGAUAGUAAUCUAAGACGUUCAAGUGAAAAAGUCUUGACUGAGUCUUUAAGUCAAGCUGAUUAUCUAAAGAAAUCCUAAGAAUUGAUUAACUCAAGCUUAGAUGAUUUACUAAGUAAUUUUAAGAACAAAUUCUAUGGCCUAAAUCCUUAGAACAAGAAUGAUAAGCUCUAGUUUAAUUAGGAUAAUAGAGGUAUCUAGUUAAGAUAAAGUCAAAAUGAUAAGAAAUAUUUGAAUACUUAAGGUUCAAUAGACGAGGAGAAGAAUGAAGAUGACAGCAUCCAAAAUAGAAGUUAAAAGAUUGAAAAGUUAGAUUUUAAAAAGGCCUAAUUAGAUAAGACUAAUUCAAGAGAUAGUUCUUUAGAUGAGUCCUUUAAGCAUUCCCCUCGAAUUUUAUAAUAAGCUCUUAAGGACAGCAGUCCUAUUCAAAAUAGAGAUAGUGGAAAAAAGAUUCCCCCUACAUCUUCAAUAAGAAAAAGCAAAGAAAAGAUGAGUUUGCCUAAAUCUUCAGAAAAUAAGAGUAUUCUAAUAGAUUAAUUUGUCAAUAAACCAUAAUAAAUAGUCGUCCCAAAUCUUAAUCUUUCAGAUUUAUAAUCAUCUCAAGUAAAUCAAACUUAAAAGGACAUUAAUUAAAACGAUGACCAAACAGUUAAACUUGAAAAUUAAAAAUUUGACCAAGAGUCAACUAUAUAAAACUACGAUUUAAGUGAAUCACAAAUUGAUAUGUCGAAGUAGUUUAUCAAUCCUGAUGCCACACCUUAAAAUUAUACAUUAGAAAUUACAGAGUAGAAAUUGAACAAUUAAAAGGCAAGAAUAAAUGAUCAAAGCCCUGUAAGAUAUAACCAACCAUAAAUAGGUUUGAAGAAGAUGACUCCAAUAAGGUCUAAUAAAAAAUAGAAGAUCUAGAUUCCCAAAUACGAAUAAGCUUUUAAUGCUAAGGCAACUUUUGAUGAUGAGGAGGAUGAUUUGUAUAAAAGAGAUUUUAUGGAUAUUUAAGAUACACUUAAAACAAUCAAAUAAAUGAACUUAUUAGGUAGUCCUGGAGAGGACUUUAAAGCAGAGAUAGAUAAAGAAUUAAAUCCAAUGAAGCAUAGCUUACUCUAAAGCAAGCCUAAUAUACAGACUUAUAAUUCGAAUGUGGAAGAUCAACCAUCUUUGAUUGAAAACUAAGAGAUUGAUUACAAUUUGAGUGAUGAUAGCGAUGAUAAUGAACUUCGGAAAUCUAGCUAAAGCCCUCAAAAUUAUAACACUUUUUAAUAGUAAAUCUAAAGAGAAACAAGCUAAUAGAUUUUAAAGAAAAAGUAGAAUGUAGUUUUAAACCAGUUAAGGGCAGUUUACAGAAAAGAAAAUAGGCAUCUAUUAGAAGAAGAUCAAAUAAGCUUCAUGUCCUCUUCUGAUGCAAGUCGGAAUAUAGUAGAAGAUAGAUUUUUGGAGAGGAGCUUAAACUAAGGAAUUUUGGAAUUCAAAGACAAUGAAAUACCUCUGCUUAUGAAUAUGCUACCGUUAGCACAGACCUUGGAAAUUAAAGCCAAAGAAAAAUCUUUAAUAAGUCUACUGAAGCAGGUAAAAGAUAUCAGCACUGAAGGAUCAUUGGAGGAUUAAGUGAGCAAGAUAAAAGAUAAAUAAGACAGAAUGAAAUAAUAAUUGACUGAGUAGGAUAAUCUCAAGUUAAUAAAAUUGAUUGAAGAGACAUAAAAUGAAAUGAUAACAAAUAGGAGGCUACUUGAGAGUAAUAAACUCAAUGAUAUGAAUUUAGAUCUUGUUGAAUAGAAGAUUUAGUUACUAGAAUCAGAGAGAUAAAUAUCAGAGAAAAGUAAACUAAUUUCAAGCAUGAGAAAUAGUUUCUAAGAAAUCUAAAGCAAGCUGACAAAAAGGCUCAAUGAAAUAAAUCAUAAUUUCAUCUCAAUAAAUGAAUAAUCAAUCAAGAUUCAAACAAGUCUAGAUCAUUAACUAAGAAAUAUUAUCUAACCAGAGUAAUUAGCUAUUUAUAUCAACGAUGCAAUCAUUCCAAUUCUCUUAUCCUACCAAGUCUAAAUCAGACAAUAAGAUUCUGAGUAUCAACUUAAGUUAUUGGACAGAUACAAUACACCUGAGGAAAUUGAAGUAAAUAGGUUUAUAGAAGUCUUAAUAAAUUGUCUUAAUAAGGCUUUUGAGAAUGAAGCAUUCACUAACACAGUUUUGUAGAAUGUUGUUUAGCAUAUUGCCUAAUUAGAUUAAAAUCUAGCCUAAAAGCUUUAGUCAAUGAACAAUGAGCCAAAGGUAUAAGACAUAUUAUUGCAAUUAACUCUCUAUAAGAAAGAUAAGAAACAGUCAGAAGUCGAAGCAAUUAUUAAUAACUUAGAGCGAAUAGUUAAAGAUCCUUCUGUAUGCAUUUAUUCUGACUUAUUGGUGCAAAUAAAAUCAGAUAUGACUUAAGAAAUGCUAAUUUAGGUUUUAGUGAAGUACUAUUAUCUCUUCAAGGAAUUUAAAUCAUUAAAAGAGAACGAGUAGGUACUUGAUCUUAGACUUUGGAAUCUUAGCAAGGACUUAAUUGAUGCAAUAUACUAGAAUGCUGAGGAAAGUAACUUAUAAAUUGGUGAUGAUCUGCUGAAAAUUAUUGGGAAGAUAGAAUUUUUAUGCAUACAAUAAGAGUAAUUAAAGUUUUAAGGCCAUUAUGAUCAUGUGAUUCACACUUCCAUCAGAAAUAUCAAGAAGCUUGAGAGACUUGACAGUAAAAACGUCCUUAAAAAUGUUGCUGAGAAUGUAUAGCAGUUAAUGACCAAUCUGGAAUCUUUUUCAAGGAAUGAAAUCAAUGAUAUUUCAAUAGACUCCAAUGACUAACUUAAUCACAUGAUGGAAAAACUUAUCGAAAUACCAUAACUCUUUGAGAACUAGAACAUAGAUUUGUAUUUCAUAGAGAAAAAUGUGAAGGCAGUUUAGAGACUUUACGAUCUUAGAUCUCUUUAUUAACUUGGACUCAGAGACAUCACAGAAAAAGUACUUUCGAGAGAUAUCCACUCAUUCACCUAUGACGAGAUAGAAAGAAUAGUUGAAGCCAGAUUUGAGGACACCUAACUGAGGCAGAUUUAGGGUUCGCAAAGUUUAAUCAUUUAUUAAUAUAUAAUAAUGGCAAAGAGAACAAAGAAAGUCGGCAUUGUUGGCAAGUACGCUACAAGAUAUGGUGCAGCUCAAAGAAAAACUAUUAAAAAGUUUGAGAUCACCCAAAGAGCCACAUACACUUGCUCAUUCUGCGGAAAGGACUCUGUUAAGAGAUCAGCAGUCGGUAUCUGGAGAUGCAGAGCUUGCAAAAAGGUUUUAGCUGGUGGAGCUUGGUAAGUUUCAACUGCCGCCGCACUCACCGCCAAGGCUACAGUCCACCGUCUCAGAAGAUUAAGAGAAGAAGCUGCCAAGGAGACUGCUGCUCAGUGA
This is a messenger RNA of Stylonychia lemnae, 4200 nucleotides long. The record is from the annotation of a GenBank genome assembly. NCBI's taxonomy places the organism in Eukaryota, Ciliophora, Spirotrichea, Sporadotrichida, Oxytrichidae.